AUGUGCUACUUCCACUUGCCGCAGAAGUCGCAUGGACAGUCGCGGAAUCAUGGCUAUGCUUUCAUCGGCUUCCUCACGCCUGAGGUUGCCGGUCGAUUCCGAGAUGCUAUGACGGGUAAGGCGGGCAAGGUUGACGAUGCUUGGUCUACCGUGCGGCGGGAAGACCUGGAGGAGGCUGGGCCGGAGAAGCGCGGAGCGGUUGUCUCCGUGCCCUCCGCCAGAUCCUCUAAGCAGGGCUCCGGCGUUGUCAGAAAGGAGCCUCCCCCGCUUCGCAUCUGGAAAUGGGAGCUCGGGAACCAGACCUUGUCUGAACAUGAAGGUUUCGAGAACGACCCGGACAUCUACAACGUCAUCGGCCGUAUUAGCCUGUGA
This is a messenger RNA of Symbiodinium sp. CCMP2592, 372 nucleotides long. NCBI's taxonomy places the organism in Eukaryota, Dinophyceae, Suessiales, Symbiodiniaceae. The record is from the annotation of a GenBank genome assembly.